AUGUCGGUCCGCAAGUCCCCUCCGCCCUCGGGGCCUGGAAUGGCUGUUGCGAAGCGUGCGCGCGUCGAGGACGAUGACGAGGAGAACACGAUGACCCUGACUGUUGCGUCGUCGGGCGAGGGGCAGCGCAAGAAUGCGCUGGUGCGCACGAUUAAGCGUACAAGUGGACUCGAGGCGCCGAUCGUGUCCUUGGCUGGGGCCCACGGAGGCGAAAUCACAGCGUGCAAGUUUGACCCAAGAGGGGAAACGAUCGCAGCGUGCUCCAUUGAUCGUGGUAUCUCGUUGUGGAAGACGUACCCCCCACAUGACAACUAUGGUCUCAUCCCGCACGUGCACAAGCAGGCCGUGCUGGAUAUCGCGUUCUCACUCGACUCGAGGGUGCUCUACUCUGGCGGCGCGGACGGGUACCUCAUCGCGACUGACCUGGAGGACGGCUCGCGCGUAGCCAAGUACGCCGCGCACUUUGGUCCGCUCAACUCGAUUGCUGUGGCGAUCUCAGGAGGGCACGAGCUGGUGUUGACUGGUGGGGAUGACGGGAUUGCGCGCGUGUGGGACUUGUCGCUGGGUACCAAGGACCCAGUGGCGGAGUUUGACGACGAGCGCGACUGUCCCGUGACGGCGGUGGAGUGGAGCCACGACGGGAAUCAGUGCUUCGUGGGUGGUGUCGACAACGAGGUGAAGGUGUGGGAUCUGCGGACAGAGAAAAUGCUGUACUCGUUGAAGGGACACACGGACACUACGCUGAUCCGCUGUGCGUGGUCCAAGCACGACGGGGGACAACGGAUAGCAGCGGGUGGCGGAGACCGUACGGUGACGGUGUGGGAUGUGCAGACGGGCAAGAUCCUGUACAAACUUCCCGGCCACAAGGGCGCAGUGACCGGCGUCGACCUGCAUCCUCGGGAACCCAUCAUCCUUACGGGGUCCAAGGACUCGAACAUGCUUCUCGGCGAGCUCGACGCGCAGGACUUUUCUUGA
Messenger RNA from Cutaneotrichosporon cavernicola, 975 nucleotides. RefSeq lists its product as uncharacterized. NCBI's taxonomy places the organism in Eukaryota, Fungi, Basidiomycota, Tremellomycetes, Trichosporonales, Trichosporonaceae. Gene Ontology annotation, cellular component: catalytic step 2 spliceosome. The transcript is spliced from 6 exons. The coding region runs from base 1 to 975 and encodes 324 amino acids. The record is from RefSeq and is a predicted model, not a curated record. Gene Ontology annotation, molecular function: protein binding; RNA binding.